Molecule: messenger RNA, 1260 nt
Organism: Mycotypha africana
Lineage: Eukaryota; Fungi; Mucoromycota; Mucoromycetes; Mucorales; Mycotyphaceae
Product: dihydrouridine synthase-domain-containing protein
Exons: 2
Coding region: 1-1260 (419 amino acids)
Biological process (GO): tRNA processing
Molecular function (GO): flavin adenine dinucleotide binding; tRNA dihydrouridine synthase activity
Source: RefSeq, a predicted model, not a curated record
AUGAGCCCCGUAAAAUUAGAAGGAUACGAGUUUUUCAAUAAAACUCUCAAAUCACCAAAGACAAUCUUGGCUCCUAUGGUCGAUCAGUCUGAAUUGGCCUUUCGCAUUUUGACCAAACGGUAUGGAUGCGACGUUUGUUUUACUCCAAUGCUUCACGCCAGACUUUUUUCUGAAUCCAAAAAGUAUCGUGAUGAGUUUUUUACCACAAACAAAGAAGAUAGACCACUUGUUGUUCAAUUUUGCGCGAACGAUCCUGACAUUCUAUUGAAUGCAGCUAAGCUUGUUGAAGAUGACUGUGAUGCUGUAGAUCUUAAUUUGGGCUGUCCACAACAUAUUGCUAAGAGAGGCUUUUACGGCUCUUAUUUACAGGAUGAAUGGGAAUUGAUUGCUAAAAUGGUAAGCCUCUUGCACAAGGAAUUGGCUGUACCUGUUACUGUCAAGAUUCGCUGCUUUUCUUCUGUUGAAAAAACAGUUGAAUAUGCCAAAAUGAUAGAAGCAGCUGGCGCUCAGAUGUUGACUGUGCAUGGGCGUUUGAGAGAACAAAAGGGCCAUAACACAGGAUUGGCAGAUUGGACGAAAAUUAAGGCUGUCAAAGAAGCUGUCAAAAUUCCUGUGGUGGCCAACGGCAACAUUCUGUAUUACGAAGAUUUCCAACGGUGUAUGGACUUUACCGGAUGUGAUGCUGUUAUGACGGCAGAAGGAAGUCUGUACAAUCCAGCUAUUUUUUCAAAAGACAUGAAAUUACCACCUUUGGCUAUUGAUAUGGCUCAAGAAUAUUUGGAUAUUUGUAAAGACGUCAAGACAAUCGGUAGUGCCAUCAAGGGACAUUUAUUUAAAAUUCUACAUUCAACUUUACCUCACCACACAGAAAUGAGAGCAAGGCUAGGAAAAGCACGUACAUUAGACGAAUACGAUAGUAUUGUCAAAGAUCUUAGAGUGGCGGUUAUGAAAGAUAUAGAAGAGAAAGGUGAAGGGGAGGACGUUCAAGGACAAGCAGAUGAAAAUGGUAUUCGUAAGUAUGCCUAUUGGAGAUGUCAGCCCUAUUUCAGACCAAAAUUACCUGCAAAUAAUGGGAACAACAACAACAAUCAACAACAAGUUAAAAAGCGAACUGGCGAGACGAAAGAAAAUGACAAUUCCAAAAAAGUGAAGCAAGAUUCGCAGAAAGAAGAAGAAAACGUUGCUAAAUUAGAUGCAAUACCUCUCAGUGCGGCAGCCACAAAUACUACUGGCACUACUACUACCCCCACAGAAAAUUAG